AUGUCGGACUCAGGCUCAGGAUCGGUGUCUUGCCGUUGGCUGGAAUGUGCAUGCGCUGGUGAACAGCAGCCCUUCACCUUUUCGCUUAACAACAGAACUUUCCUUGUAAGAAAGAUGAAGGCAGCCGAUUAUCCCGCAGUUCGUGCUCUUCUACCGCUAGUGAGCCGUUGCCAGCAGCAGCUGCAGGAGCCGCAGCUGUCGGAGGUGCUGAGGCUGUCAACGUAUAUACCUUUUUGCUGCUUCGCUGCAGCUGAUACUCCGGAUGCUACUGCUGCUGGUGCAGCUGGGUCUGCUGCUUCAAAUGGAACAAAUGGGUGCGCAUCUAAGGGGCUGAUUGAGGGGCCUCUUUGUGGGUUUUGUGAGGUGUAUAUACAGCCCCACUUGGGCCGUGCAGCAGACGGGAGGCUGGAGAGGGUUGUAGUUUCUCCUGAAUACAGGGGCCAAGGUAUAGGGACAGCAUUAUGCAGAGUUGUGCUGCAGUUUGCUAAGGAGCAGCUCGGCAUAGGUAGAAUAGACCUCACUGUUGAAAAAGAAAAUGCAAGGCAUAUUUACACCAAGCUGGGAUUCGAACCCGUACGCACUGAGACGCUCAGAUUGCAAAACUAA
This is a messenger RNA of Eimeria acervulina, 606 nucleotides long. Its product is annotated as acetyltransferase domain-containing protein, putative. Gene Ontology annotation, molecular function: protein-N-terminal-alanine acetyltransferase activity. Lineage: Eukaryota; Apicomplexa; Conoidasida; Eucoccidiorida; Eimeriidae. The coding region runs from base 1 to 606 and encodes 201 amino acids. The record is from RefSeq and is a predicted model, not a curated record. The transcript has a single exon.